CCACCGCCACCGGCCCUCGGCAGCCUUCACGGGAAGUUCGUGGUGAAAGCCCUGGGGGACUACAACCACCUCAGCCUGGCCGGCAAAGGUGCCCCGGCUGACAGCCCUGCCGGGCAGCCCUACAGCCCCCUGCCCAGGAUGUGCCAAAAGAUCAAGCAGGAGGCCGCCCCCUCCUGCCCCAUUGCCCAGCCCCACGGGGGGCCGCCGCCCCCCCACGACUUUGCCCUGGGGCGGCCCCUGCCCGCCAGGACUACUGCUGAGGAGAUGCUCGGUAGCAGAGACUGCCAUGCCUCCCCUCCGGGGCUAAGCCACCCCCCACUGCCGCCGCUGCCCCCCGGAUACCACCCUGCCCCCGGCUACCCGCCUUUCCUGCCCGAGCAGCUCCCGCCCGGCACCCUGCAGUACCAAGAGCUGAUGCCGCCCGGGAGCUGCCUGCCCGAAGAAACCAAGCCAAAGAGGGGGCGCCGGUCGUGGCCCAGGAAAAGGACCGCUACGCACACCUGCGAGUAUGCGGGGUGCGGCAAGACCUACACCAAGAGCUCUCAUCUCAAGGCACACCUGAGGACCCACACAGGAGAGAAGCCCUAUCACUGUGACUGGGAGGGCUGCGGGUGGAAAUUUGCCCGCUCUGAUGAACUUACUCGGCACUACAGGAAACAUACUGGCCAUCGCCCUUUCCAGUGUCAAAGAUGCGACAGAGCAUUUUCCAGGUCAGACCACCUUGCCUUACAUAUGAAGAGGCACUUUUAAUUGGAAGCAGUGGAUUUUUUUUUCCUAUACUGCCAUAAGAGAUUCAGUAUUCACAGCACAGACUGGCUUCCGCAGGAGGGAGUGACACAGCUAAAGCACUACAAGGAAUCAUGGUGAAGUCUUCCAAAGAGUGGGAAUCAACUGAUAAUUACACAUGUUGGAGCUCGCUCUCUCUCUCUCUCUCUCUCUCUCUUUCUCUUUCUCUCUUUAUCUGACUCUAUGGUAUAAUGGUUCGCACUCUGGACUUUGAAUUCAGCAAUCUGAGUUUAAAUCUCUUUUUCUGCCCUUUUUUUCUUUUUUUAAUAAAUUAAAGAAGAACAUUGGGGUCAAUGACUGGAUCUUCUAUCAUUCCAUUUGUAAAUCCAACUUGAAUUUUUCUGGACUACAAAAUGCCAACAAACGACUGGAAGUCAAGGCUAUCAGGGUUAAAGAGACUGCUUUUGGGCAGGGGUGGGGGGCGAUUACAUGGGGAGAUCACAUUCCCUUAAAUUUUGGCUCAAUGCAAUAUUAGAUGUAAAUGUCAUCUUGUAUUUUCUUUUUCCUUCUAAAAAGCCAUUACUAUGUUUAAAAGAGGAGGAAAAAAAUUCAGGUACAGAAUUUAUGUUUAAAAGCCUAUUUCAUGGUGCUUAGUGACUGUUGGUUCUAAAGGUACCAAAAACAGGAAGCCAAAGUUCUCAAACUGCUGCAUAUCUGACAAGGAAUUAUUUUUGUCUUCCGA
Alligator sinensis (Chinese alligator) is the source of this 1468-nucleotide messenger RNA. It is a transcript of the gene KLF4, whose product is annotated as Kruppel like factor 4. Gene Ontology annotation, biological process: regulation of transcription by RNA polymerase II. The coding region runs from base 139 to 750 and encodes 203 amino acids. The transcript has 3 exons. Lineage: Eukaryota; Metazoa; Chordata; Crocodylia; Alligatoridae. The record is from RefSeq and is a predicted model, not a curated record. Gene Ontology annotation, molecular function: DNA-binding transcription factor activity, RNA polymerase II-specific; RNA polymerase II cis-regulatory region sequence-specific DNA binding.